Molecule: messenger RNA, 2193 nt
Organism: Fragaria vesca subsp. vesca
Lineage: Eukaryota; Viridiplantae; Streptophyta; Magnoliopsida; Rosales; Rosaceae
Product: regulatory protein NPR3-like
Exons: 4
Coding region: 138-1874 (578 amino acids)
Biological process (GO): defense response to fungus; defense response to bacterium; regulation of salicylic acid mediated signaling pathway
Cellular component (GO): nucleus
Molecular function (GO): protein binding
Source: RefSeq, a predicted model, not a curated record
AAUUGGGUCAUGAUAGUAUGCUUUUUGUGUGUUGAGAAUUGAGAGAUGAUAUGAUGUUCUUAAUAUGAUGGUUUAUGCUUCUAGAUCAAUUCCAUAGUAUUGCCAAAUUGGAAUAGAACUGUAUAGGUUUUUGAGAAAUGGAGGAUGUGAAUGAUCUGUCUGCUUCGGCUUCGUUGAGCUUUACUUCAUCAUAUCUGUCAAAUGGGUCUAAUGGAAGCCAUGGAUUUACUUCGGCUAAUGGUCAACCCGGGUUGAGUACUGAGCAUUUGAGUCUAAGCAAAUUGAGUGACAGUCUUGAGAAGUUGUUAGUUGACCCUCAGUACGAUUAUAGUGAUGCAGAGAUUGUUGUUGAGGGCACCCCGGUUAGUGUCAAUCGGUGUAUAUUAGCUGCCCGUGGUCAGUUUUUUCAUGAGGUUUUUCAGAAGGGAAGUGAUAAUAAGAGCAAGGAAGGUAAACCGCAGUAUGUGAUGUCUGAAUUGGUUCCUUGCGGUAGGGUUGGCUGCGAGGCAUUCAAGGUUUUCUUAAACUAUUUGUACACUGGGAAGCUUAAGCCUUCGCCUCCAGAAGUGUCAACAUGUGUUGAGGAUGUUUGUGCCCAUGAUGCGUGUGGCCCUGCUAUCAACUAUGCUGUGGAAUUGAUGUAUGCUUCUUCCACUUUUCAAAUGAAGGAGCUUGUUCAAGUUGUUCAGCGCCGUCUUUGGAACUUUGUUGACAAAGCUCUCGUUGAAGAUGUGAUCCCAAUUCUUGUUGCUGCUUUCCACUGCCAACUGAGUCAGCUGCUCUCACACUGUGUUCAGAGGGUCUCAAGGUCAGAUCUUGACAAUGUAGCUCUAGAGAAAGAGCUUCCUCAUGAAGUUUUCGAUGAUAUAAAAUCACUCCGUCUCAAAUCUCAGGAAAAGGAUGAAUCAGUUAUGCUGGAGCAGGAGCCGAGGGAGGAUAAGAGGCUAAAAAGCAUCAGGAGAAUCCACAGGGCUUUAGACUCUGAUGAUGUUGAACUUGUUACCCUUCUUCUGAAUGAGUCUGAUUCUAUUACGUUAGAUGAUGCUCAUGCUCUCCACUAUGCUGUGGCAUACUGUGAUCCUAAGAUUGUUAAGGAGGUUCUUGGUCUAGGGUUGGCAGAUGUCAACCUUCGCAAUGCACGAGAACAUACUGUGCUUCAUGUGGCAGCAAGGCGUAAGGAGCCAUCAGUUAUAGUUCAUCUUCUGAACAAGGGAGCCUCUGCCUUAGAAACUACAUCAGAUGGUCAAACUGCUGUAGCAAUCUGCCGGAGGUUGACUAGACCAAAGGAUUAUAAUGAGAACACAAAGCAGGGAGAGGAAUCUAACAAAGACCGAAUGUGUAUAGAUCUUCUAGAGAGAGAAAUGCGAAGAAACUCUAUAUGUGGGAACUUGUCAAACACAUCACAUAUGGCAGCUGAUAAUUUUCACGUGAGCCUGAGCUAUCUAGAAAAUAGAGUGGCGUUUGCGCAUUUGUUGUUUCCUGCCGAAGCCAAGCUUGCUAUGGAAAUGGCAGAUGCUGAUUUAACAUCAGAGUACCCUGGCCUUUCAAAAUCACGAAUCUCAAAUGGACACUUACGUGAGGUUGAUUUGAAUGAAACGCCCUCCGGAAGGGCCAAAAGACUCCAAGAAAAAAUGCAAACCCUUAUAAAAACAGUGGAAAAGGGUCGGCGCUUCUUCCCCCAUUGCUCAGCAGUGCUUGAUAAGUUCUUGGAUGAUCUCGGUAUGGGUGAUUACUUUCUCGAGAAAGGCACUCCUGAAGAGCAGAAAAACAAGAAGAGGCGUUUCUUGGAACUCAAGGCCGAUGUACAGAAGGCAUUUUGCAAGGACAUGGCUGCAAAGGCUGAAAAUGACCAGUCUGUUUUGACAUCCACAUGAUCAUCCUCAUCUAAUUCGGAGGGGGUUAAUCAGAACAAGGUUAGGAACAGUUGAAGUUAAUUGCUUUUUUGUAGGAAGCUGAAGACAUUAGUAUUCGUAUAUCUUUAGGAGCCUUUAUUUUUGGAUUUCUGUAUCAUAGAUUUGAGUCUGUAAAAUAUCAUUUUUAGGUAUUUGGCAUGUAAAGUGCUCCAAGAGUUGCCAGUUUUUAGAGAAAAAAAAAGUCUCUUCUUUGUAUUUCCCUGUUGUGGGGUUGUCAGUUUAAUAUUUCCCCAGGUGCCCCCCGAAUAAUAAAUAAAUGCAAAUUUGCAAAUUCUGAUUU